Molecule: messenger RNA, 5672 nt
Organism: Ahaetulla prasina
Lineage: Eukaryota; Metazoa; Chordata; Lepidosauria; Squamata; Colubridae
Gene: PTH1R
Product: parathyroid hormone 1 receptor
Exons: 14
Coding region: 771-2399 (542 amino acids)
Biological process (GO): adenylate cyclase-activating G protein-coupled receptor signaling pathway; cell surface receptor signaling pathway; intracellular calcium ion homeostasis
Cellular component (GO): plasma membrane
Molecular function (GO): G protein-coupled peptide receptor activity; peptide hormone binding; parathyroid hormone receptor activity
Source: RefSeq, a predicted model, not a curated record
UCGAGCUUGAAAGGCGGCGAUUGAGCUCCGGCCAAGCGGCGGAGGCCAGCGGGAGGCUCCAGAGAUGCGACCGGGGGACGGCAGCACCGGACGGAGGGCGCCUCACCUCUUUUUCUCUUCCUCCCUUUAAGAAGAAGGAGGGGGAAAAGGAUAUAAAUCUGCUUUUCUGGGCCGACCUGGGAGACUUCCGCAGCGGCUGGAAGAGCAGCAGCGAGGCCGGGGAGCGCCGGUUGCCCCCGGCCACUUUUCCCCAGAUCUUCCCGGCCUUCGGCCCGGCAGGCGAUGCUGGCGAGACAGCCGAGCGAGUGGCGGGCGGGCUUGGCGGAGCCGAUCGGUCGACUUCGGCGUUGUUUUCCUCCCCGCCGCCGCCGCCGCCUCCUACUCCUCUUCCCCGGCGCCUUCAGGCAGGCGAAGCUGCCAGGUCUCCGCUUCUCCUUCCUCUGAGCAGAGCUCGGAAGCGGCCGGAGGGAAAGAAAGGAGGAAAGAAGGAAAGGAAGAAGAAAGGAGGAAAGGAAAGGAAAGAAGAAAGGAAGAAAGGAAAGAAAGAAAAGGAAAGGAAGGAGAAGGAGGGAGAAAGGAAGGAAGGGAUUUGGGAUUGGGAGCGAUUGGGCGCCACGCGCUGUCCCAGGGCGCUCCUCUGGCCCCGCCGGACUGCUCGCCUUCCGCAAAGCCGACGGUGUGAAGAGGGGAAGAAGCGCAAGAAGGAUCCACUGGAUUACAGGAUCGACUCCCUCCCUCCGCUUGGAUAUUUCCAGAACCCCCCCUUGGCUAUGGGAUCCCACUUGAUCUAUCACGGUCUGAGAUUCCUCCUGUGCUGCUCCGCUUUAACGUCCGUCUUCGCGCUGGUGGAUCCUGAUGACGUCGUAACGAAGGAGGAGCAGAUCAUGCUGCUGUUGAAAGCCAAGGCCAAGUGUGAAAGACACGUGCAAGCGAAGGGACCCCACGUGCCAGAGGGGUUUUGUGCCCCGGAGUGGGACACCCUCAUCUGUUGGCCAGAAGGGGCCCCAGGAAAGGUGGUCUCCAUACCCUGCCCAGAUUACAUCUACGACUUCAACCACGAGGGUUAUGCCCAUCGGCAGUGUGACUUGAAUGGCAGCUGGGCGUUGGUGCCCAACCAGAAUCUCACCUGGGCAAAUUACACCGAGUGUACCAAGUUUCUCAUCCUUGAAACCAAGGAAAAGGAAGUCUUUCAUCGACUUUAUCUGAUUUAUACCGUCGGUUAUUCCAUCUCGCUGGGAUCGCUGACGAUCGCGGUUAUGAUCUUAGCAUAUUUCCGACGUCUGCAUUGUACCCGUAACUAUAUCCACAUGCAUUUGUUCGUCUCCUUCAUUCUUCGGGCAAUCAGUAUCUUUGUCAAGGAUGCUGUUCUCUACUCCGGCUCUGCGCUGGAAGAGAUGGAGUUAAUUCCAGAAGACGAGUUCAAAUCCAUGACCGAAGCUACACCAAUAGAUAACUCAACCCUGUAUUCUCCCCAGGUGGGCUGCAAGUUAGUGGUGACUCUCUUCCUCUACUUCCUGGCCACCAGUUACUACUGGAUCUUGGUGGAAGGCCUCUACCUUCACAGUCUCAUCUUCAUGGCCUUCUUCUCAGAGAAGAAAUACCUCUGUGGAUUCACGUUGUUCGGUUGGGGCCUUCCGGCUGUGUUUGUCACAAUCUGGGCCACCCUUCGAGCGACGUUAGCAGACACCGAAUGCUGGGAUUUAAGUGCCGGGUAUUUCAAGUGGUUUAUCCAGGUGCCCAUCCUGACGGCUGUGUUGGCAAACUUUAUCCUGUUUAUUAAAAUUAUCAGAGUUCUUGCAACCAAACUCCGAGAAACUAACGCCGGGAGAUGUGAUACUAGACAACAGUAUCGGAAACUGUUGAAAUCCACCCUGGUCCUCAUGCCAUUAUUCGGAGUCCAUUAUAUCGUUUUUAUGGCCAUGCCAUACACAGAUGUUUCCGGAAUCCUCUGGCAAAUUCAGAUGCACUAUGAGAUGCUGUUUAACUCCUUCCAGGGAUUUUUUGUUGCAAUUAUCUACUGCUUUUGUAAUGGGGAGGUCCAAGCCGAGAUCAAGAAGUCGUGGAGCCGAUGGACAUUAGCGCUGGACUUCCGAAGAAAGGCACGGAGCGGAAGCACCACCUACAGCUAUGGACCCAUGGUAUCCCACACUAGUGUCACAAACGUCACCGCCAAAGGGGGCAUACCGCUCCCUCUCAACGGCAAACCGGCCCCGGGGACCCUCAACGGACACCGGAAUUUGCCAAAUUACAUCCGGAACGGGUCCAUUUCGGAGAACUCGUUGGCAUCUUCAGGGCCCGAGCACUACAGCAAAGAGGAGGAAUACCUCAACAGCUCCGGACUUUACAACGGCUACCGGCCAGCCACCUUGUUGGAAAAAGAAGAAGAAACUGUGAUGUAACAAAACGAGAUGAUGGUUAGAAAGCCCCACUUAGGGGGUCUCCGAAGGCACUGAGGGUGGCAAGCAACUUCCAGUCAAUUGAUCCCCAUCACGGUUUUGGGGAGGGGGCGGUUGACUCUCCACCUGAAUUCUUUGCAGCGAGAAACGCCAUCUUGCCGGAGUGAAGGACAGCAACAAUUUUUGGCGACCCGGCAGAGACUCCGCAUUCUCCUGCCCUUGAAAGCCAGAGUGAACCCCAUUAUUUUUGGGGAGCGCAGGGGAAAAAGAGCCAGUGGUCCUAGGGCAUUCAGAGUUUUUCUCCCUUAGGAGAAUAUAAAGGAUCUGGCGUCAACCGAUCCCAGACAGGAUCGGUUCAGAACAAACCUUUCUCGUGGGGUUUGUUCGCUUCUAAGAUUUGGUUUAGCAGAAACAAAACACCCUGUGCAACCUGAAUCCAUGUUAUGUUUUUGUAUCCACACAAGACUUUUCCCCCUCCAGGGCUGUUCCAAAAUUCGUGUUUUAAGUGACCAAGGGAAAACAAACCUAAGAAAGGGUCUUGCAAUCGAAAGAAAAUCGGAAUUAUUUUCCGGCUCGUCCUGUGACCUUUCUGCUUCUGUCUCGCCGCACGAGAAAAUCGUAUCGUCCCGCAGUCUUAUUCCUGGUCACUCAUACCCUCCCCCCACCCUCCCCCAAACAAAGGCACCAAGAAAUUGUCCAGCACUCCUUUGUGGAAGGAGAAAAUUAUGAUUAGAUCAAUACUGUGUCUGCUCUGCAUAAAACAAUGAGUCACUCAAAAAGCCAAACAAGAAGAUAAUAUUGUCUCUUUCGUUCGGGGAGACAGAUCAUUGAUUAACCACAAGAGGGAAAACAAAGGCUGGAUAUAGAGCGAGGAAGGAGGGAGGAGAGAAAGGGCUGGAUGAAGGCAGCGUAGCUCUGGGUUCGGGUCCUUCAUGCCUGCAUCAGGAUGAUGAGCUCUGGAACACCACCUGGGACCAAGGGCAACCCGCUGAGGAUCAGGCGGGCAGAUUAGAAGGGCCGCGAAGCACUGUUUGCACUAUCUCCAAUGGAAAGUAGGAUUUGGAUAGAGAAACGGUAAUUGACCCAUGUCCAACGAGGGCUGUUUUCCUCGCCUCCCAAACGUGGUGUUUUUCUACCUCUCCCAUUCGGUGCCAUUUGCAGCCAAAACACCGGGUCCUUUCCGAGGGGGGUGAGGUGACCUUGGGCCCGUCCCAGAGGGACAGAGGCUCGGACGCUCAGAGGUGGUGGUAGUGGCAGGCAGAAAAUAUGUGGAUUUGCCACACGAGUAAGUAAUGCCAAAGAGGACUAUGUGAUAUCUUCUCCAGCCUGGGCCAGGUCACACAGCCCCCAGUCGCCCCACUCACUCCCCUAGAAACAGAAGACUGUUCUGUUCUGUUCUGUUCUGUUCUGUUCUGUCCAAAGAUCCAGCUACAAGGAAGCCAAAAAUAAGUGGACAAUUUUGCUUUUAAGGUUGUGCACGAAUGUUGUAUUAAGAUGACAAUUUUCAAGCUAAUCCUAAGUGGGCAACUUUGUCUUGCAAACAGAUCGAGUCUUAUUCCCACCAGGAGCUGCUGUUCAAUAAACAAACUGAGAAUCAGCUAAAAGGAAUUUUUCUUUUUUCUUUUUUUUUAUCUUUACCAAAAUCUCACAAUUGAGGAAGAAGACAUUUUUACUAGCAAUGCACAGGGAAUCCUCAACCUACGACCACAGUUGCGGCCAGAAUUUCCGUUGCAUAGCAAGGCGGCUGUUAAGUGAGGUGCACCCGAUUUUCCAGUUUGCCGCGGUUGUUAUGCGAGCCACUCACAGUUGUUAAGUGAAUCACGCAGUCGUUAAACGAAUGACACAGUCGUUAAGCAAACCUGGCUUCCCCCAUUGACUAUCCGAAGCCGGUUGGGAAAAUCGCAAGCGAAAAUCUUGGGAUUCUCACAACGCUGUAACUGUUGUAAGUACAGGUAGUCCUCAUCUUACAACCGUUCAUUUAGUGACCAUUCAAAGUUACAACAGCAUUGAAAAGAGCAACUUAUGACCGUUUUUCACAGUUACAACAUUUGGAGCAUCCCCAUGAUGGCAACUGACUCGUAUUUAUGACGAUGUUUCCCCGGGGGUCAUGUGGUCCCCUUUUGCGACCUUCCGACAAGCAAAGUCAACGGGGAAGCCAGAGAUUCACUUAACAACCGGGUUACUCGCUUAACAAGUGCAGUGAUUCACUUAACGACGGUGGCAAGGAAGUCAUAAAAAUCAGGCUAAAAUACUCCCUGAACAAGUGCCUCACUUUUGGGCUCCUUUGUGGUUGUAAGUCGAGGACUAGCUGUAUGUGCCGAUUGCUGAGCGUAUCUGAAUUUUGAUCAUGUGACCGUGGGGAAGCUGUCAGCGCUGUAAGUAUGAGGAGCAUUCGUGAGCCGCUUUUUUCAUUGGUGUUGUAACUUCGAACGGUCACUAAAUGAAUGGUUGUAAGUCGAGGACUCCCUGCAGAUGAAGAAAUUCAUCCCAAUUCCGAGACUCUUAACUGAGCUGGGACUGAGAAUGUAAUUUUGUUUUCUAUUCCCCAUUUUUAAUUAUUAUUAAGGCCGUGGCACAAGUGAUUUUUAUAGGAAUUUUUUCCUCUGCAAAUACUGAGUUAAUUGUGUUAGCACUGUCUGGCUGCACAUCUCCUAUUUUUAAAAUAAAUGCCCCUUGUUAAAAACUACAACUCCCAGAAUUCCUUGCAGGAAGAUCAUUCAUUGCUGCUUUGAUAAAGGACUCGCUCGCUUGGAUCGAACCUAAUCCCACCUUCCAGCAUCUCCAAGAAGAAGUCUAGAAAAAAGGAACCCAAAGAUCUGAUGGCACCAACCACAGAAAUCAUUUUAACUCUCUUCUCACCCCGGAAAAACUCUUGUCCAAAUCCACCGCUUGCAAUAAUAAGUGGAACCUUGGGAGGAAAUUUUUAAAAAAAAUUGCUCUGGAAAUUAAGAAAGUUGCGAGAAAAAUAAAAUUAAAAAAUAAAUAACAAGCUGGAUCCCGCCCUUAGAAUUUGCACAAUGGAUGUUAUAUUGUCUAAUAAUUUAUUCCACUGUGUUUCGUGUAAUUUAUGCUGCUUCGGUGAAUUUUGCGAAGAGGGUGGGAAGCUGUGGGUGCUUUCUCCCGCCUCCGAUCCAUCCCGAGCAAUGAAUCCCUUAAAUCGCUCAAAUUCUUACUCAGCCCCCUGCCUUUCCGAAAUCUGUACUCUAUAUGGUCACAGCCAUAAGGACUAGGAACUUGCCGGUUUAAAACCAAAUAAAAGCUGAACUCUCUAGCUAA